Messenger RNA from Cutaneotrichosporon cavernicola, 1032 nucleotides. RefSeq lists its product as uncharacterized. The coding region runs from base 1 to 1032 and encodes 343 amino acids. Lineage: Eukaryota; Fungi; Basidiomycota; Tremellomycetes; Trichosporonales; Trichosporonaceae. The transcript has 7 exons. The record is from RefSeq and is a predicted model, not a curated record.
AUGGACAAUGAUGACGUCAAGUCGUGGCUCGGUGGCCUUGACGACGCCGCCAUGCUCACACCGUACCAGGCGCCUCUUCCAGAGACUGCCCUCGGGGCGGACGAAUUUCUCGGUCCGUACGUCCACCCCAACACCAACGGGGGCAAUGGUAUGGGACCACCAUCGCCGAGCGACUUUCUCUUCCAUGGACCCAAGCUCCCGCCCAUUGACUCAUGCCGCGAACUAGCCUCGCCGCUCAACCCCAAGAAACGCAAGCUCGACCCACCAUCGCCCACACACAGUGUGGGAAAGCCCUUGCGCCCUCUGCCCCUCCCCCACCGCUAUGAACAGUACGCGUUCAAACCCAAGUGCCCAUCCACUGCAUCGUCGUCUACCCGCUCCACCAUCCAGCGCCGCGAUGGCAUGCCCCUCGCACCCAUGCGGCGGCUCGACCUGAGUGACGACCAGGACGAUAUGCACGAUGGUGAGGACGAGAUGGACCAGGAUGACGUGGACGGUGACGAGCUGGACAGCGCGGACGAGAGCGCCGAUCACAAGAGUCCGCGUGACCCGCCCUUUCGCCAAGUCACGCCCAGUGAUGCGUCGGUCGAGCUCGACGACGACUACAUUCCUCUUAGCAGUAUCCGCUCUCGCGCAAUCGGGCGUAGUAAGCAUCCUCGCAAGGUGGCCAAGCCCAACCCCAAGCCGGUGCCAAAACCCAAGGCGCCCAAGGCCAAGAUUCCCGAAAACAAGGCGACGGAGACGAAGAAGACGAAGCUUACCCGCGGCGCUGCGGGUGAACGCCGCAUGUCCCAGAACCGCUCGGCGCAGAAGAAAUACAGGGACAAGAACAAACGGCUCGCUGAUCUGCGGUCCGACUUCAAUCUCGCCACGAUCCAGGCGACCAGCGAAUACAAGGCUGGCAAUAUCACGGGCGACGAAGCGAUGGAGCGUCUGACGAACGCAUCAGACUACUUCCGUACAGAGAUGACAGCCACCUGCAGCAUGACCGGCCAGCGGCUCGAAGAGGAGAUCACCGAGAUGGACGAGUAG